AUGGCGGACUCACCCUCCACUGCUGGGCCUCCAGCGGGAGAGACGUCGGCGCAAGAAAAAGCAAGACUGCGCCGUGAGAGGCGUGCCGCCAAAAUCCAGGCUGGAGGGGCUUCCCGCUUGCAGGCAAUCACAUCCCUCCAAGGAGGCUCGCACCGCGAUGUGGAGAAGGACAUUCCAUCGAGGCCAACGCCCAGUCCUUCUCCUGCACCUGCGGUAUCAGCGUCCCACGCGGAUCCUGACGAGGUUGACAUCUCCACCCAUCAUUAUACUCCUGUCACACAACCGCGUCUCCCGUCACCCUUCUCGUACGGCGCCUCUCCCUCACCGUCCGCGGCAGUUGAAGCCACCCGGGACCCGUCACAAGACCCGAUGGUGGCCAUGUUGCAGCAAAUGCUAGGCACCGGAGAAGGCCCAAUUCCCGGUGCCCCGGGACAGGGCGACCGGCUCCCUCCAGGACUAGCGAAUAUGUUCAGCGCAAUGCAAGGAGGCGUAGAUUCGGAACCGUCACUCGACCAGUCCUCCGCCUGGCUAUGGCGCCUUAUCCACUCCAUCUUCUCUCUCGGACUAGCCAUCUACAUUGUGCUGCAGACACCCUUCACAGGUUCGAAACUCUCACGCUCAGCUUCCCACGAAGGCUCCGACUGGACGGUGGAAUCAGCGCCACCUGAGGCUUUCAAGCACUUCUUCUACCUAUUUGCUACAUUCGAAGUGGUACUGCAAUCCUCACGAUACUUCAUCGAAAAAGGGCAGUUGCAGGGAAGCGGAAUACUGAGCAGUAUUUCCCAGAUGCUCCCAGAACCAUAUGCGGGCUACGUCAGGGUCGUUGGGCGUUAUAGUGUGAUAUACAGCACUGUUGUAAGUGACGCUAUGGUGGUCGUGUUUGUGCUGGGAGCGGCCAGUUGGUGGAAUGGUGGUGCGACUGCAUGA
This is a messenger RNA of Westerdykella ornata, 927 nucleotides long. RefSeq lists its product as uncharacterized. The record is from RefSeq and is a predicted model, not a curated record. Lineage: Eukaryota; Fungi; Ascomycota; Dothideomycetes; Pleosporales; Sporormiaceae. The transcript has 2 exons. Gene Ontology annotation, biological process: retrograde vesicle-mediated transport, Golgi to endoplasmic reticulum. The coding region runs from base 1 to 927 and encodes 308 amino acids.